AUGGGAAAGAAGAAGGCAUUCAUUGAUAAGAAAGCCAGUCAAAGCUUUCGAUUGGUGCCGGAUAAUAGGGAGAAGAGUGAACGAUUCAAGCCAGAUCAAGCUCAUUUGGAGGAACAACAGAAGUAUGGAGUCUACUACGACGAUGAUUAUGAUUACUUGCAGCACAUGCGAGCUAUCAAUGAGCCGAUGAAACUGGAAAGUGUACAUGAGGAAGUGGAGAAAACAACCAUCCGUGCUGCUCCUCCUGCUUUCCCUCCAGCUCCUCCUCUCUUUGGUCUCGUCGGAGGUCUGAAAAAGCCAGAAUUUUUCGAUGAAGACGUUGCCAACGCGUUGGAAGAUGUGACAGACGAUAGGAACGGAGGAGAACUCGAAGAUAACUUCAUCUCGUUAGCGGGUGGAGUUCUUGACGAACGGACAACUUUCUUCAGAAACGAGAGAAGAGGUGGAGAUUCUGAUGAAGAGGAUGACGACGAUGAAGAUGAUCAAAUGUACGAUGAUUACGAUGACGAGGAGCUAUUCGGAGAGGAAACUGUCAGAGAGAUUAGACCGGAGAGAACUGAACAGAGAGUUAUGGACGAUGCUUUUGAAGAGCUUAUGAAUAGAGAAUACAAUACUGAUCAGAUCGGAGAGCUCGAUGGAGACGACUACGAAAUCGGAGGCGCCCUUGAACCAAACGCUGGUCGUCUUCACAAACUGAUUAAUGACAAAGGACGUUCUAAUGCAGAGUAUGAUGAAGAGCUCGCCAAACAUUAUGUGCGGGAACGGAUGCGGCUCAUUGAGGAAGGAGUCAUCAAGGACAAAGAGGAGUACGAGAUUGUGGAAGUGGAUGAGGGUACCAACAAGAAGAUGAAGUGGGACUGCGAGUCUUUCGCCACUCAAUACACAAAUAUCUACAAUCAUCCAACACUGAUCAAAGAGCCACGUGGAUUGUCAAGAAAAGCUUUGAAGCGAUUCGAUAAGGCUGUGGAAGACAUGGAGAUUGCUGAGGAAGAUGAGGAUGAGGAUGAAGACGAGGAUAUGGAAGAUGAUGCAGAUGACAAUGAAAGUGUUUUCUCGACUGUUUCAACGUUCCGACCGAAAGGAGAGACUCCAGAACAGAGAAAGUUGCGAAAGGCAGCUGUGAAAGAGGCGAGAAAGCAGAGAAGAGUUGAGAAGAAGGCCAAUAAGACGAUGUUUGCAGAGGAGAAACGAAAGCUCGCCAAAGGACGCAUCGGACAGAUCAAGGCUCGUCCAAUCUAG
Molecule: messenger RNA, 1239 nt
Organism: Caenorhabditis remanei
Lineage: Eukaryota; Metazoa; Nematoda; Chromadorea; Rhabditida; Rhabditidae
Exons: 5
Coding region: 1-1239 (412 amino acids)
Biological process (GO): ribosomal small subunit biogenesis; ribosomal small subunit export from nucleus
Cellular component (GO): cytosol; preribosome, small subunit precursor; nucleus
Source: RefSeq, a predicted model, not a curated record